GGGAUUUCCGACCUAGGAAUAGGAAAAACCAAGGAAAAAAGCUCCUUAACUCGGAAUGCGAACAACCCAUGGCAAAAAAUGGAGUCACCACACUUAAAGGAUGCUCACCCGGCUUUUUCACUUCGUAGCAAAUAAACAAAUCACAGAUACGACACAAAACAAUUUUUGUUGAACAUUCUGGCUUCGUGAAAAACACCUCAAACAAAUUAAAUGACAUUGAUUUACUUAAUGGCAUAUUGUUUUCCAGAUCAAGUACAGGAAAAAAUAUGGUAUAAUAGUACUUUGUUGCUCCACCUCAGGCUUUUAUGAUGGCCUGAAUUGUUUGAGGCAUGGACUUCACUUCACUAAUGAAAAACAAUAUUCUCCAUCAAACUGGUUCCAACCUUCUCGGAUAACGGUCGACAGAUCAGCUUUGCAGGAUAGCGCCUUGUCAUGGACCAAUUUUUUAACUUCCACCAAAACUGUUAAAUGGGAUUCAGAUCCGGACUGUUUGCUGGCCAGCUUUAAUGCUCUUUGCUCUGUGGCAAGAUGCAUUAUCAUCCUGAAAAAUGACUUCACCACCAAAACCAUUUCCUAUCGAUGCAAUGAGAAAAGUGUCCAGAAUUUCAGUGUACACUCUGGUCUCCCUGGUCCUUCACCUGACAUGCAACCUGGUAUCAUAAAUGAAGGGGGAAAUGUGAUUGUUUUCUUCAGAAAGUCAUCUUUAUAUGUUGCAUAUAUGUAUAUAUAUGAAUUAGAACUGCACCAGACAAACGUUCCAGCAUCAUCUCCUUGGCCAAUGCGGAUUCGUGAUUAAUCACUGUGGUUACUCCAUCUUCUCAACCUCAAGUUCAGCACAUGACCUCAUGUGACCAUGUCUACCCACACCGUCUCAGUAUACAAAGUAGCAUUUCUACUUUUAUAUUAAUUCUCUAUAAUCUAGUGUUUGCUGAGAUCAAUCAGCAUACAGACAUAUUAGCUUGUUAAAGUUAUAACGUUGGCUUUACUGUUUUGAGGAGGUAAAUAUACAGCACUCGUAUCACUUAUGUUAUCUGGCUACCUAGUUGCUAACAAAAGAUAAAGAUGGAAGUGUUGUUGGCAGCAAAAUGUUGCUCAUUUUGAUGACUAAGUUGUGGUUCGUUGUACAGAUCAGCAAAACAUUGUCUGUGUACAAAGUGAUGGUAUACACCAAGGCAGCUAAUAUCAUUAAAUAAUCAUUUACCACUGACUCUGUGAAUUUAGAUAACACCCAAAGUAGCUUGGAAAGGUCAAUCAGAAAGCCAGUCAAUCCUUUUUAAAGUACUCCACCAAUGGAAAGAGCAAAGCAUAAAAGAGCACUUCUUUAUUAGAUGGGUAACAACAGCAGGUGUCAGAGCCAGAAGAAAAUCAUGGAGAACAGCAUUUAUCCAUCCAUCCAUCCAUCCAUCCAUCCAUCCAUCUUCUACCGCUUACUCCUUCUUCAGGGUCGCAGAGGGAACCUGGAGCCUAUCCCAGGGAACAUCGGGCACAGGGCGGGGUACACCCUGGACAGGGUGCCAGUCCAUCACAGGGCACAAUCACAUACACAUUCACACACCCAUUCAUACACUAUGGACACUUUUUGAACAGCAUUUAUUUAUUUUUUUUAUUUAAAAAUAUAGGUGUUGAGUGUAAAUGUUGACUGCUGUUUUUCAGUUGCUACCAUACAUUAGAUAGUUAUACCUACAUUACUUUGACUAAAAUGAUGCAACAUGUCGGCUAGCUAGCAAAUGGUAGCUCAGUCAGUCAUGACUCAAAUCUAACCCCUGUGCACAAACCGAACUUCAUAAAGACCUGGUUUGCAUCAACCCCACUAAACACCUUUGGGAUUAACUGUAACACCAAAUGCACCCCAGAUCCCCUCACCUGAUCAUUAGCAAGAUCAGUACCUGAUCUUACUAACACUCUUGUAGCUGAAUGAACACAAAUCCUGACAGCCAUGCUGCAAAAUCUAGUGGAAAGCCUCCCCAGAAGAUCGGAGCUUAUUACAACAGCAAAAGGGGAAUAAAUCUGGAAUAGGAUGUUCAGGAGGGACAUAUGGGUGUUCACCUUAUUAGGAGCACAUUCAUGCACUUAUCUAAUGAGUCAGUCAUGUCGCAGCAGCAUCAGUUAAUGUUCUCAUGAAACAUCAGAAUGAAUAAAAUGUGGUCUCUGUGACUUUAACUGUGGCAUGGAUGUUGGUACCAGGUGGACUGGUUUGAGCUGCCAGCAAGGAUUAAAGUAACUCAAAUCACUCUUUACAACCAUGGUGAGUGGAAAAGCAUCUCCACAUGCACAAUACCUUGAACCUUGAGGUGGAUGUGCUACAACAGCAGAAGAGCACAUCAGGUUCCACUCCUAUCAACCCAGAACAGGAAUCUUUGGUUAUCAUGGACACAGCCUCACCCACACUGGACAGCUGAAGAUUAAAAAGAAAAUCACCUGGUCUUUUUCCAGUCUUCACCUGUCCAGUUUCUGUGAUCCUGCUCAUUUAUGAUAUUUUUUAUGAUCAUUCAUAAUCACAAAUGAGUAACAAACCCAAGGGUUUGAAACCCGAAAAACACUAAACCAGAAGAUGGGAAUUAAGGAAACACGUAAAUCCAAUGCUCAAUAACGCACAUGAACAUGAAGCAAGCCUUCACAAAGACAGAAACAUGAGGGUUUAAAUACACAAACUGAAUAGGAACUAAAUUUAGUUCAGUCUAUCUAUCAGUCUAUUCUCUGAUUUGAAGCACUGACUAAAAAACAGUUUUUACCUGAAGGCUAUCAGGCUCCUAAAAAAAGUUAUGUAUUUUAUCAUAAUGCUAAAGCACCAGUAGGGGAGCUGUUCUACAAAUUUUAGUUAGUCAGUGUCCAUUUUCAACAUCAUAUUUAAAUGCAGUUCCUCUAUUUAAGACCACUGUGUGUUCUGAUACCUUUCUAUCAUAGCCAGCAUUAACUUUUCAAGCAGUUUUUACUACAGUUUGUGCUUCUGAGGGAUUGGACCAGAUGGCUCUAACCUUCGAGCCUUCAAGUCUUGGGUCCCAUACCCCUGACACCAGUUCACCAGUUGUCUUUCUUUGGACCACUUUUGGUAGGUACUAAACACUGCACACCAGUCACACGCCACAAGAGCUGCCAUUUUGGAGAUGCUCCGACCCAGUUGUCCAUGCCAGCACAAGUUGGCGAGGUUUUGCUCAGAUCCUUACACUUGUCCAUUGUUUCCUGCUUCCAACACAUCACCUUCGAGAACUGACUGUUCACAUGCUGCCUAAUAAAUACAUCCCACCCCUUGACAGGUGCCAGUGUAUUGAAAUAAUGUUAUUCAUGUCACCUGUCAGUGGAUUUAAUGUUAUGGUUGAUUGGUGCAUGUUACAGCAGCUAUUAAAAGUUGUUUCCUCCCCAGCCUCAAUUUUUAUUCUCUCUUAAAGUUAAAACUUAGUCACAGCUUUAACUCUGACUGAUAUAAAGUGCUGACACUGGAGACUACAUAAAAGGUGUAAUAAACGUCUCCUUCCAGAAAAGUUCAUCAUAUGAACAAUUACUUUUUGUUUUUAAACUAUUUAUGUGGAGCAUUCACCAUACAAGUUACUUUGAAUGAGCUGUGACUAUAAAAACAAUGACAUAUUAAAACAAGCACAUUAAUAUAAACAUGAGUUUGCAGCUGAACUACUUUAUAGGGGGAAAUCAACCAGUCAGAAUCGAGUAUUCAACAGCACUGAGGUAUAAAAGGUCAGUGGUCAGUUGUGAAUGGUUUGUGUUCUUCUUGUAAAUUGGUAUUGUAAUGCUGUGGGUGUACAUGAGGCUGCUUUUCAGCACAUAAAGAGUGAAGGAGAUUUUAGAAAAAAGUUGUGGUCAGAGCGCUUCCGCUCUCCUGCAUCUAAAACACAACUGAAGUGUUUCCUGACUGAAGCAGAACGAUUUCAGAGUGCUUCUUAACAGGGUUCCAGCUUCAGCAUGACAACGGUACUUUGUUUCUGUGAGUAAAAGUUGUUAAUUCACUAUUUUACCUUAGAAGUUAUUUAUCUCUUUGAACAGAUGAAUGGAUUCUAAACCACUGAUGUGUGUUUUUUUCCUAGAUCUACUUGUGUUCUGUGGAGCUGCAGAAAGUUUCACAGAGAAGUCGGUAGAUUUGGGACAAAAUGUGACUCUAAAGUGUGAGGUGUCUGUAAACAAUGUGUUCUGGUUCCUGAUGAAGCCGUCAGAACCUCCAGUGUUUAUAUUACGCUCUUUCUCAAGUAGUAUCCUGGAGCCAGUAUACAGUAACACGACCUUCAGCAAGAGGUUCUCAGUGCAAUAUAACAGCAGUUUAUUUAUACACAAUAUCAGUACUAAUGAAUUCGGAGUGUAUUAUUGUAUUCAAACUGGUUCACCUUACAACAUCAGCAGUGGAAUCAGACUUUACAUCCAAAAUCAUUCAGCUGAGAAUCAGACGUGUAAAACUGAGCAGUGUCAGAAUCAGACACGCAGUACAGCCAAAGAAAACAGCCACUUGCCGAUUCUCAUCAUAUCAGUAACAUUCAACUGUGUUCUGGUCAUUGUAGUUACAGUUUUUACAGUUCGUCACUGCAGAAGACGUCCAAAAACUCAAGCACAACCCUCAGAUCCUGGUUUACAGCCGCGUCAGGACAGUACCAGCCCUGUGUACGCCGAGGUGCAGUUCAGCAAGAACGGACCCGUCAGGACGGCUAACGGACCCGUCAGGACGGCUAACGGACCCGUCAGGACGGCUAACCUCGACAGCACGUACGCUCUUGUAAAUCUGUGACCCGGAGUGACCCCACGCAACACCUUGGACCACACGUGACGUUUCAUCAUAUUCAUAAAGAAGGCCCGUUUCUGCAGUUUCCGUGUAUGGACAAUUCGCAAAUGAGUCGUUUGUAAAAACCAGAUGAACUGAUUCACAAGCAUGAACAAAUCUUUUUUAUUUUUAUUUUAUUUUAUUUAAGGCCUAAAUUUAUAGAAGUGCUUUUGUAGAUGCUGUUCGAGUUGCUAAUCAAAAAACUCACAUUGUUAAGAGUCACUUAAUGAGAUGAUUUGGAAGAUUCGAAUCACUUAAGUGAGUCAUUGGACUGAAAUGAGUCAUGCUUCAAACCCUGAUAAUGUUUAGUUAGUGUUCCGACUAGAGUGUCAGCCAUUUUGAGAAACAUUUUACAAAAGGCGGGGUGGGGGGGGAGUGAGGGGGCAGGCAUUGUCGUCUAUCUCUCGCAGGACAAGAUAUUUUCCCAUAAUGCUCUGACAGUGUUUCAGUUAUGCUGCAUUUAGACUGACCUCGUUAGUGUAGGAAGUUGGAAGUUGCAUCAUUUUCGACCUCUGUGCAUUCAAGCUACAACGUGGGGGGAAACCAUGGACGCCUUGCCAGCUAACUGCAAUGAGCGAUGUAUAUUCACCUAUAAAGGCAGUGUAUAUAUAUUUUAACAAGCACAUAUGUCUGUAUGUUGAUUGAUCUAAAGCAAAUACUUGUAAAUACAGUAAUAUACUUGGGUAAAGGUAAGAAAUUGUUUACUGAUGCUGAAGCAGCUAUACUGAUUUGCCCUUACUUACUGAACUCGGGGUCGAGGAGACGAGUCGAUGAGCAGGAAUUCUGAGGCGAGGGAGCGCUUACGUUCAUUUUUUUUCCUAGUCAGAGAUUGGAAAUGACAAGUUAGGACCUUCAGUCAAACGCAGCAUUAGAUUACAGUGUCACAUUUAAACGACUGUGCAAUGAAAUAAAGUCUUAUAAAAUAUCUUUA
Ictalurus punctatus (channel catfish) is the source of this 5687-nucleotide messenger RNA. RefSeq lists its product as uncharacterized. NCBI's taxonomy places the organism in Eukaryota, Metazoa, Chordata, Actinopteri, Siluriformes, Ictaluridae. Gene Ontology annotation, biological process: response to bacterium. The transcript is spliced from 4 exons. Bases 3998 to 4723 code for a protein of 241 amino acids. The record is from RefSeq and is a predicted model, not a curated record.